AUGUGUACGAAUGUGAAUUUCAGCAGUUCCACGAACAGAAAAAGUUUCAGUUGAUUUACAAUCGUAUCUAUGCUUCUAAGAUCUUGUCCAACAAAAGUCGGAGCAUUACUCAGGUAAUGGGGGGGGAGGGGGGGAUGCAUCCAUGCUUUUUGGGCAUUACUCAAACCGGCGACAACUUGCGCCGAGCCGUCCUAUCGUCCUCGUCGCUCUCCUCCAUCACCGGCCGCCGAUCCGCCAGGCCACCCCGUCUCCGUGUCCCUCCAUCAAUCGCCGAUCGUCUCCGCGGCCAGCCACGCGGCACGCGCGGCCGCGGGCCCGCCCGCCACCCAGCGAGCGCAGACCUGCGGCCAUGUGGCCGGGAGGCAGCCACGAUUGGCAAUGUGUAAUGCUAAUGCAGAAACCAACGAAGGACAAACUGCUGACGUGGCUCUUUCAAUUUUCCUCCAUCGGAGGAACGUAAGCGUUGAGAUGGCCACUCCAACUACUUACUUAUUUUGACUCUCUGUUGUCCUAGUGGUCCUCGUCCUUCACUUCUGCGUUACAAUUUUCCAAAGUUGGAAACUUGUGUUUCAGAAAUGAGGGACAAGAAAAGAAGCACGAAGCUAUUGCAGUGGCCAUUUCAACUGUCUUCCAUCUGAGGAAAGUUGACGUGGCCCCUGUUAUGUUUUUUCCUGCAUUCCUGCAUUAGAAACGAGGGGCGAAGGAGACACGACCUGAGUAGAAGUUUUAUUCAGGCCGCCGGACCUGAGCAACGUCGGCGAGAGAAGACAAACCGCCUUGGAAAUUCAAAACUUUUCGGAUUCCCAACCGGGCUUCUCUCCAUGGACUGGGUCGAGAAGAAUCUUUCCCGAGCAAGUCUUUCGAGAAAAUCCCGCUCCGACAGUUUCUAAUUGGGUUUUUCUCCACGGACAAAAUACAAUUUGACCCCAAUAAUAGCAUAUAGCGCCACGAGAAUGAAACGAGCGACCUACGAGAAUGACGCAGCAAAUGGGGCUCCACCCGCUUCCAACUUUUCCCGCUCCGGACGGGGUAGAGGUUGCGUUUUUUACAGGGCUUUUGCCCGUUUUUUCGCGCAGAGCUGCUUGCUUUACACACGGUUUUUCUCCACUCGAGCGGUCGGGUGGAGAAAAACUGCAUUACAAAUUCGCAAAACCGGACGGAUUUAGAUGCGGUUUUUCUCCCCGCAGGAGAAAAGCCGCGUCACAAAUUCGCAAACUUCGAUGGGAUCUUUCUCUCCCCGGGACCUCGGGUAGAGAAAGCCCGUAUUACAAAAGACCCGAGCUCCGGUUCUCCGCGUUACAAAUGCGGAAAGGUCGGGCGCUCCGCAUUACAAAUGCGGAAAUUUACAUGCGGCUUCCCAGAGCUCGGGACUGUGGGUAAUGCGGAAAGCCCGGAGCUCGGGUUGUCCGCAUUACAAAUGCGGAAAACCCGGGCUCUCCACAUUACAAAUCCUCCUUUCGCCACAAGCGGCUGCCGCCGCACCGUCGUGCGUAACCUUUUGCGCGAUGCUAUCACCAACCUACAAAAUUCCCAUUCCCCCACACACGCAUCGAUAGCAUCCGGCAUUAGGUUAUGCUGCAUGGUAUCGCCGCGUGCGAAUUUCCCUCGCAGCGAUACCAUGCAGCAUUAGGCUACGCCCGAACUGUGGCUGUCUUUUUCUGCCCAGUUGGGCGCUGGGCAGCUUCUUUUCCCCCCCAAACACGAGCGCGCGGAACCCGGGAAAAGUUGUGGUUGUACAAAAAGUCCUUUUUGCAGUCGACCCCAACGACACAGUCCUUCCACUCCUCGCAGCAUCUGUAAAGAAAGAUUUUUGGUUGACAAGGUGAAAUCUCAACUACUCAAAAAAAGCUCAACGUUUAGAAAAAAAACAUCAACUAUUCAAAACAAUAUUUAUUUAUUUCUUUAUCUCUCUCUCUCUCCCUCUCUCUGUCUCUCCUCCUCCUCUCUGGUAUUCUCCUCUACUCCUCUCUUCCAGACGUUCCUUUCUCCCUCUCUCUGAACUCCCGCCGCGCACUGCUCGUCAUCCCUCUGGCCCCCGCCGAUUCCUGCUCUGCAUGAUUGUUCCGUGUGUCGUUCUUCAUUUAUUUGUGUUGUUUCUUCUCCUGUUCUUGGCGUCGUUUAUAUUUCUCCGCUUCAGACAGUUCAAAAACAAAAUCUAGAUGUGCACACUAACUAUGUUGAAAGGGGCCGGCUAUCAUGUUUCGCCAGAAUAUCGCAGCCACUAUUUGGCGCGCCGUAUUGACGGGCCAGAUGUAAUGUGACACGCGAUGGAUAUCUCGGUGAAGACGCGUCGAAUGAAAGCAGCGCGUAGCCCCAGGGGUGGCAUGUUGGCUGAGCAGCUUCGUCCAGAACGGUCGAACGCAUUUGGAAAACCAAAAAGCGCGAAAUCGCGUUGCUUUGUCCGACCGGAAUUGUCAGACUUCAACGAAAAUCAGCCAAUUUUUCAGAUUUUUGCGAAAAAAUAGGGGGGGAACUCUCGCAAAAUUUUGAAAAUCAGCCCUAUUUUUUGCGUUUUUACUUGGCGGAAUCCGGCGAAACCACCGGCGAGCAACCACAAGCGCCUUGCCACGAGCAGCGGCGUCGAGGCAUGUGCCGUUCCCUGCUAAGCUUUCGCCGGGCCGCCUCGAGGAUGGAAAUUCAGAAGCUGCUCCGCAGGCCGCAGGAAUUUUUGUAUGAUAUUCCCCAGAUAUCCGGCAAAAUUUGCGUUGUCAGGCUUACAGAGCACGCUCCAGCAGUGCCAGAGAGGUGCCUUGUCGACAAGGUCUUGCGACGGCAUUGCGCACAUCUCUCACCUUUCGCUUCGUCACUUCAUGGAAAAUCUCAAAGCAUGGCAACUGGGGGGUGGUGACGUUUUCAAACGGGAUACGCAGCGCCACAAAAACACGCGAAACCGAACGGCAGCAAGGGGAGGGGGACACAGAACAACAACGGAAAAAAGGCAUCGCAGCAUAAGUGCCUGACGAACACAACGGAAAAAGUUCCUGACGACGACACAGAACAACAACGGAAAAAGUUCCUGACGACGAACUUUUUCCGCUGUGUUCUGUCGUACGAACAACGGACGCAGUCCUUCCACUCCUCGCAGCAUCUGUAAAGAAAGAUUUUGGAUUUAGUGUGGGGUGAAUUUUUUCGACGAGGAAUUGGAUGAUUUUCGAGAUGAUAACUUUCAUCUCGAAAACAACACUUGUAAUUAAUAUCAAAUCAUGUGGACGAUGAUCACGAUUCCCGUAGCUGUUACUGUAUAAAGAAACCUGGACGAUAAAGUGCUUUUCAGUAGUUCCACGAACACCAGAAGAUUUCAGUUUAUUCACAAUCGUAUGCUUUUAUAUGCAAAUUGACAUCGGCAAAGUAUGGUGGGGAUUGUGGUGGUCUUGUUUCCUUGUAUGAUAAUGAGACGCGGCGAUUGCGGCUGCGCAUCACCACGAAAGCCAUCCAGCUAUUAAAGAACUCCUCAAAUGCAAACUGUAAAUGCGCUGACUAGAAUGCUGUACAAAAAACCUGAAGAUAACCCGCAUAUAAAUCCGUAUCCGAAUUGUGAUCCCUGGUGUUGCGAGAU
This is a messenger RNA of Amoebophrya sp. A120, 3556 nucleotides long. NCBI's taxonomy places the organism in Eukaryota, Dinophyceae, Syndiniales, Amoebophryaceae. The record is from the annotation of a GenBank genome assembly.